Molecule: messenger RNA, 1035 nt
Organism: Sphenostylis stenocarpa
Lineage: Eukaryota; Viridiplantae; Streptophyta; Magnoliopsida; Fabales; Fabaceae
Source: the annotation of a GenBank genome assembly
AUGGCUGCUGAAGUAUAUUACCAGGCUAUUGGCACUUUGCAGUCCCAUUCUUAUCUGGAUAAUUUUAAUCAUCACCAAAAACAUAAAAGCAAUUUAGUAAGAUUGGUGACUAGGGAUUUUAUCAGUGGUAAUGGCUUGUCAAGGAGAAGUAGUAGCUCUGUCCAGAGGAAUUGUGCUGUAAUUCAAUCGCUAGCUUUUCAAACAUCAGUAGUUGAUCCGGUGUUGUCCCCUUCAAGAAGCAAUGCUGGUGACAAUUACAAGAAAUCAAAUGAAGCAGCUUUAAUCCUUAUUCGGCAUGGUGAAUCAUUAUGGAAUGAGAAGAACUUAUUCACAGGAUGUGUUGAUGUCCCUCUAAGCAAGAAGGGUAUAGAUGAAGCAAUUGAAGCUGGAAAAAGAAUUAGCAGCAUUCCUGUUGAUGUCAUAUUUACAUCGGCUUUGAUUCGUGCACAAAUGACAGCCAUGCUUGCUAUGACCCAGCACCGUCAUGGGAAGGUCCCUAUCAUUUUGCACAAUGAGAGUGAACGAGCAAGGUCAUGGAGUCAAGUUUUUAGUGAAGAUACAACAAAACAGUCCAUUCCAGUCAUAGCAGCUUGGCAACUAAAUGAAAGAAUGUAUGGGGAACUGCAGGGUCUUAAUAAGCAAGAAACAGCAGACAGAUAUGGGAAAGAACAAGUCCAUGAAUGGCGGCGAAGUUAUGACAUACCUCCUCCAAAUGGUGAAAGUUUGGAAAUGUGUGCUCAAAGAGCAGUUGCCUAUUUUAGAGACGAAAUUGAACCACAACUUUUAGCUGGAAAGAAUGUUAUGAUUUCAGCCCAUGGGAAUUCAUUGAGAUCCAUUAUCAUGUACCUUGAUAAAUUAACUUCCCAAGAGGUCAUUAGUUUGGAACUGUCAACUGGAAUUCCCAUGCUUUACAUUUUCAAAGAGGGAAGAUUCAUUAGGAGGGGGAGUCCCAUAGGGCCUUCUGAAGCUGGAGUUUAUGCCUAUACAAGGCGUCUGGCUCUUUACAAGCAGAAGUUGGAUGACAUGUUCCAAUGA